This is a messenger RNA of Sorex fumeus (smoky shrew), 2274 nucleotides long. It is a transcript of the gene HSPA12A, whose product is annotated as heat shock protein family A (Hsp70) member 12A. The transcript is spliced from 14 exons. The coding region runs from base 199 to 2274 and encodes 691 amino acids. NCBI's taxonomy places the organism in Eukaryota, Metazoa, Chordata, Mammalia, Eulipotyphla, Soricidae. The record is from RefSeq and is a predicted model, not a curated record.
GGUAGAAGGUGGCGUUGAGCAGCUCCUCCAGCCGGCGCGGGACCUGGUUCUCCUGGUAGUAGCGCAUCGCCUGCCGCCGGAGCUUCUGCAGCUCCCUGGCGCUCCCGGAGCCGCGGCCACCGCCGUCAUCCCCCAUGACGAAAGCAUCUGAGAUUGGGGGGCUAAGCACCCUGCCCCAGACCAUACAGCGAGUAGGUGAUGGAGAGUGUCGGUGUGUACGGAUUCUGUGGGUGCACAGCCAAGAGCAAAAUGAAGUGUGAUUCAAAGUGGGAAAUAGCCGCCACAGAAACGGCCCCCACAUCUGCAUAUUCAUCUCCAGCCCGGAGCCUCGGGGACACAGGAAUCACACCUCUGUCGCCUUCCCAUAUUGCGAACGAUGCCGACCCCAGUGUGUCAGAGCAGCCAUCAUUCCUGGUGGUGGUGGCCAUCGACUUUGGGACCACGUCCAGCGGCUACGCCUACAGCUUCACCAAGGAGCCUGAGUGCAUCCACGUGAUGCGACGAUGGGAAGGGGGCGACCCCGGCGUGUCCAACCAGAAGACACCCACCACCAUCCUGCUGACCCCCGACCGGAAGUUCCACAGUUUCGGGUAUGCUGCCAGAGACUUCUACCAUGACCUGGACCCCACCGAGGCCAAGCAGUGGCUGUACUUGGAGAAGUUCAAGAUGAAGCUGCAUACCACAGGGGACCUCACCAUGGACACUGACCUUUCAGCAGCCAAUGGCAAGAAGGUCAAAGCUCUGGAGAUCUUCGCUUACGCUCUGCAGUACUUCAAGGAGCAGGCGCUAAAGGAGCUGAGCGACCAGGCGGGCUCAGAGUUUGAGAACUCGGACGUCAGAUGGGUCAUCACGGUGCCCGCCAUCUGGAAGCAGCCGGCCAAGCAGUUCAUGAGACAAGCCGCCUACCAGGCGGGCCUGGCCUCCCCCGAGAACUCAGAGCAGCUCAUCAUCGCCCUGGAGCCCGAGGCCGCCUCUAUCUACUGCCGGAAGCUGCGGCUGCACCAGAUGAUCGAGCUGAGCAGCAAGGCUGCCGUCAAUGGGUCCAGCUCCAGUGACACAGUAGGAGCUGGGUUUACACAGGCUAAAGAGCACAUACGGCGCAAUCGGCAGAGCCGGACCUUCUUGGUGGAGAAUGUCAUAGGCGAAAUCUGGUCUGAACUGGAGGAAGGUGACAAGUAUGUGGUUGUGGACAGCGGCGGUGGCACUGUGGACCUGACCGUGCAUCAGAUCCGGUUGCCUGAGGGCCACCUGAAAGAACUCUACAAAGCUACAGGUGGUCCCUAUGGAUCCUUGGGAGUAGAUUAUGAGUUUGAAAAACUCCUGUGUAAGAUAUUUGGAGAGGAUUUUAUCGAACAGUUCAAGAUCAAGCGUCCUGCAGCAUGGGUUGACUUAAUGAUCGCGUUUGAGUCUCGCAAGAGGGCGGCUGCCCCAGACCGGACCAACCCCCUAAACAUCACCCUGCCCUUCUCCUUCAUUGACUACUACAAGAAGUUCCGGGGUCACAGCGUCGAACAUGCCUUGAGGAAAAGCAAUGUGGAUUUUGUGAAGUGGUCCUCGCAGGGCAUGCUGAGGAUGAGCCCCGAUGCCAUGAACGCCCUCUUUAAGCCGACCAUCGAUAGCAUCAUUGAGCAUCUUCGGGACCUGUUCCAGAAGCCGGAGGUGGCCACGGUCAAGUUCCUCUUCCUGGUGGGGGGCUUCGCAGAGGCGCCGCUGCUGCAGCAGGCGGUGCAGACAGCCUUUGGGGACCAGUGCCGCGUGAUCAUCCCGCAGGACGUGGGCCUCACCAUCCUCAAGGGCGCCGUGCUCUUCGGCCUGGACCCCGCGGUCAUCAAGGUGCGCCGCUCGCCGCUCACCUACGGGGUGGGCGUGCUGAACCGCUACGUGGAGGGCAAGCACCCGCCCGAGAAGCUGCUGGUCAAGGACGGCACGCGCUGGUGCACCGACGUCUUCGACAAGUUCAUCUCGGCUGACCAGUCCGUGGCGCUGGGCGAGCUGGUCAAGCGCAGCUACACGCCCGCCAAGCCCUCGCAGCUGCUCAUCAUCAUCAACAUCUACAGCGCCGAGCGCGACCAGGUGAGCUUCAUCACCGACCCGGGCGUGAAGAAGUGCGGCACCCUCCGCCUGGAUCUCACGGGCACCGGCGGCCCCGCCGUGCCCGCCCGCAGGGAGAUCCAGACCCUCAUGCAGUUCGGGGACACGGAGAUCAAGGCCACGGCCAUCGACAUCGCCACCUCCAAGAGUGUCAAGGUCGGGAUCGAUUUCUUAAAUUACUAA